Periophthalmus magnuspinnatus is the source of this 2445-nucleotide messenger RNA. RefSeq names its product glutamine synthetase-like. The coding region runs from base 5 to 1501 and encodes 498 amino acids. The transcript is spliced from 9 exons. Lineage: Eukaryota; Metazoa; Chordata; Actinopteri; Gobiiformes; Gobiidae. Gene Ontology annotation, cellular component: cytoplasm. Gene Ontology annotation, molecular function: glutamine synthetase activity. The record is from RefSeq and is a predicted model, not a curated record.
AGAGAUGUCUUUGCGACCGGACACACUGUGCCUUCACAAAUUGGCCCGGAUGCGUUACCUCUCCCUCCCCACAGCACCACACUGCCAGGUCACCUACGUCUGGAUAAAUCAGGAUGGGACCAACCCCAAAGCCAAGACCCGGAUUCUAGACUCUGAGCCACAAAGCCUCCAUGAUGUGCCACAGUGGUAUUCGACGUACUAUCUGGACUGCGUUUAUGAGAUGACUUUGAUCCCAGUUCAGAUGUUCCGGGACCCGUUCUUGUUGGACCCACACAAACUGGUUCUGUGCGACACACGCCAACUCAACGGAGCACCAGCACCGGGGAACAGGAGGCCAGAGUGUGCGGAGGCUAUGGAGGCUGUGAAGGACCAAAAGCCGUGGUUCGGGUUUGAACAGGAGUAUCUGCUCAAGGCUCUGGAUGGACUGCCUUUUGGAUGGGCCUCCACCUUCCAAGACAACAACACUGCCUCUGCCCAUGUCGGGUUGAAUAAGGUCUUAGGUCGAGACGUGAGCAUCAGUCACUGUAAUGCCUGUCUGUACGCAGGGGUGAAGAUCACAGGGAUAACAGGAGAGGUCAUACCUGCACAGUGGGAGUUCCAGGUUGGCCCCUGUGAGGGCCUCGCGCUGGGGGACCACGCCUGGAUGGCUCGGUACAUCCUCCACCGAGUCUGCGAGGACUUUGGGGUUGUUCCCUCGUUCCACCCGAAGCCUGUGGAGCACCCACGCUGGGCCAGUGGAGGGCACAUGAACUUCAGCACGGAGAACAUGCGAGCGGAGGGGGGCAUCACACACAUCCACACAGCGAUCAAGCGCCUCGCCGAACGGCACACUGAGCACAUAGAGUGGGAGUUCCAGGUUGGCCCCUGUGAGGGCCUCGAACUGGGGGAACAUGCUUGGAUGGCUCGGUACAUCCUCCACGGAGUCUGUGAGGACUUUGGGGUUGUUCCCUCGUUUCACCCGAAGCCUGUGGAGCACCCACGCUGGGCCACUGCAGGGCACAUGAACUUCAGCACGGAGAACAUGCGAGCGGAGGGGGCAUCACACACAUCCACACGGCGAUCAAGCACCUCGCCGAAUGGUGUAGAGGUCUACGGCAACAACAGGCUGAGUUUGAACAGUGUGGGGCUGUGCUUGCAUUUUUGCGUUUUCACCUUCAUGACAUCAUUGCAGUGUCAACCACAAGGGGCGGGGUUAUCUGGAGCACCGCAACUCACACACAGACUUACCCACAGACCCCUACCUGGUCUGCAAGGCUCUGGUCCAGACCUGUAUCCCGCCCCCUACAGACCACACACUGAAGGAGCAGAUGUCACAGUGCAACAUCUGAAGUGUCAACACAGGUUUAAAAGACAGGAGACAGCGCGUGCGGCUGGGGAAGAAUGUCUCGGACACUCGGACUAUCAGCACAGGAUCUCCACAGGGCUGUGUACUUUCUCCCCUGCUCUUCUCCCUGUACACCAACUGCUGCACCUCCAGCCACGACUCCGUCAAACUGGUUAAGUUUGCGGAUGACACCACCCUCAUCGGAUUCAUCUCGGACAGCGAUGAGUCUGCCUACAGGAGGGAGGUGGACCGGCUGGUGUCCUGGUGCAGCAGCAACAACCUGGAGCUCAAUGCCCAGAAGACAGUGGAGAUGAUUGUGGACUUCAGGAAAGUCACAGCCCCCCUGCCUCCCCUCAUCCUGACGAACUCCCCCAUCACCACUGUGGACUCUUUCCGCUUCCUGGGCACCUGCAUCACCCAGGAUCUCAAGUGGGAGCCGACCAUCAGCUCCCUCAUCAAGAAAGCCCAGCAGAGGAUGUUCCACCUGCGGCAGCUGAGGAAACUCAAGCUGCCAGUCCAGAUGAUGGUGCAGUUUUACACUUCCAUCAUUGAGUCCAUCCUCACCUCCUCCAUCACUGUGUGGUUCGCUGGGGCCACUGCCAGGGACAGACAGAGACUGCAGCGCAUUGUGCGCUCUGCUGAGAAGGUGAUUGGCUGCAGCCUUCCAUCUAUACAGGACCUGUACAUCUCCAGGACUCGGGGGCGAGCAGGCCAUAUAGCAGCUGACACUUCUCACUCUGGACAUGGACUAUUUGAGCCACUUCCCUCUGGCAGGAGGCUACGGUCCAUUGGGACCAGAACCUCUCGCCAUAAGAACAGUUUCUUCCCCUCUGCUGUGUGUCUCAUGAACACUUUAUAAUAUCUGCACUAAACUGGACACUUAAUAACACCAGUCACUUUAAUAAGCCACUUUGCACUGUUGUUCUGAUGCUGCUGUUGUACAUAUUUUCUCCCUUUAAGUAUUUCAUUUGAUUUUUUUUAAGCAUAUCUUUUUAACUUGUGCAUGCCUUUAUUUGUGUUUGUAUUUAUUCAGUGUGUUUAUGUUGCACUUUUUCACCGAAUCAAGUUCCUAGUUUGUGAACUGUGUUCACAGACUAUGGCAAUAAAAGUAUUCUGAUUCU